Sphenostylis stenocarpa is the source of this 333-nucleotide messenger RNA. Lineage: Eukaryota; Viridiplantae; Streptophyta; Magnoliopsida; Fabales; Fabaceae. The record is from the annotation of a GenBank genome assembly.
AUGUUAAACUCUCUUUCCAAGUUUCCAAUUUCAAUCACUUGUUCUCAACUUCAAUCGGCGUCUCCCACAGAUAAAAGCUCCAUUCGCAUCGACGAACACGGUCACACCAAAACCAUGUCAAGCGGUCCACAUGGGCUCGGAGGAGGACACCGAACCGCUCAUCGGCUCAAGCUCGUAGAAGUCCACAUGGAUUCGGCGAGGGACGUUAAUGUCGUUACAAGAGAGUCUUAUGACGAUAGUACCCAGGGUGCGUAUUACGCGCCUCGUUUAGGUUUUGGUUCUGAUUCUGGUUACAGUUUAGCUCCCUGCGACUCAGCACAUUCUUCUGAAUAA